CUGGCCUCCUCCCCACGCCGUCCGGUCCUGAGCAGCCUCUGUUCCCCGAUACGGCCUUCUGCCGUGCUUGUCCGCAGCCUCCCUCUUCCCGCGCCGUCCGCCGCGCCCUGCCCAUCCGUAGUCUCCUGGGAGCUGUGCGCCGCCGCCGCCCCUGCAGACCGACCGAGCCUCGGAGCCCCGAGGGGUCGCCCUCGGGCAGGCGUGCCCGGGGGCCAGUUCCGCCGCGCUCCAGGGUGCCCCAGAGCCCAGCGGGCUGCCUAGCCUCCCCCCGCAGGGGCCGGGUCACCCCCCCACGGGUCCCUAGGGAUGACACCGGCGAGCUUGUCUCCAGGAAGCCCCUGAGGGCGACCCUCAUUGGUCAUCAGUCGAGCUCUAAGGAAUGGGCGCGAUUUAUUAGGCGACAACCGCAGAACUUGAAUUACUCUUUUGAAACUGAGUUUCCCCCCAAAAUUGUAUUUUUUUAUUUCCUCUGUGUGAUGUAUUCUUUUACUCUUCCUAGCAUUCCUUAAGCGUCAUUGAGUUUUCCCCCGUUCCAUUAACUAAUUUUACUUGUUUCUGGAUGUUUAUUAUCCAUCAGUAGCUUUAGUGUUUCGAGAGGCACUUGAGUCUGUAGCAGAAAUAAACUUUGCUUCAUAAGAGACACGGUUUUUAGGCUACUGAAAGAUGAAAGGAUGAAGUGAUAGGCUUGUUACAUUUUAAUUAUGAAAGUUGUAUUUGAGUCCAGUCUAGCCAGUAGAGCUGCUACCUGUUGCCCAGGCAUCCCGUCUGGGUGCGGAUGCCCCUUGGAGUCCCAGCUGCUCCACUUCCAUCCAGCUCCCUGCUAGUGCGCCUGGAAAAGCAGCGGAAGAUGGCUGGAAUGCUUGGGCCCCUCCACCCAUGUGGGAGGCCCAGAUGAAGCUCCUGGCUUCCGCCUGACCCUUGUGGCCAUCUGGGGAUUGAACCCAAGGAUGAGAGAUUCUCCGUCUCUCUUUUGUGUUUGCUUCUCUGUCUCAGUAAUGCUGCCUUUCAAACAGCAUCAUGUGAGUGUUUUUACCCUACUGACAACAAGUAUGGAGAUAAAAUUAGAAGUUUUGAUAUCAACAAGUAUCAAGCAGAAAAAGCCUUGGCCACGAGUCUCCUGGUUGGGACAGGAAAAUGAAGGUGUUUUUCUUUUGGAUAAUAAAUUCAUAAAUGAAAUUAAUUUGCUAUCAGGAAGGACAAAGAAGAAAAUUCCUAGUCUGCAGCCUUUGUUGAAGGAUGUUAUUGUCCUCACAACAUCCAGUAACAAUGCCUGGCUGGCUGGGGUUCUUGCUACAGGGGAACUUUUCAUUUGGAACAAAGAUCAAGAUUGUUUGAAAACCAUACAAGUAGCUGAAAAACCUAAGGAAGUGAUUAAAGCUACAACGGCAUGCUCUUUGAGACUGUACUUGUAUGUAUCUGGAAAUGGGAAAAGAAUUCUGCUUGUAACACUUUCUGGAUGCAUAUUUCUUUGGGAGUAUUUGGAAUCCCCGAGUAUCUUAUCUUCUAAAUGCCUUUCAUUGGUGGGUCAGUGGUCCCAGAUCAGACCUGAAGAAACAGUUCUUUUGCCUUCCCCUGAAGAUAAAGAAGCCAUAGUGAAUGCUGUUUUUGUAAAAAAUGAGCUAUUUGGAGACUGCUGCCUGUGUUCAUUUAGCUUUUAUUCUGGGGAAUACCUGAAGCUAACAUUUCUAGCAAUUCGAUGGCAAGAAAAUGUGUUUACACCUAUAAGAUUGUUGCCAUACCGUGCCUGUUGGGCACAACGAGACUGUGCCCUGUGCAGUCUAAUUCCUAAGUGUGAAUCAGUGAAGUCAAGAGGAGCUCUCAUCUCUGCCUUUUCAAGAGAUGGCCUGACACUGGCAGUAACUCUUAAUCAGAAAGACCCAAAGGCAACUCAGGUAUUAUUUGUAAACACAGUGAAUUUUGUUACUCACUCUGGUAGCCUUAAAGGAUGUAGUAAUAAGAAUCCUGUGCUUCCAACUUCGCUUGUCAGGUCCUACUGGAUAGGUGAUAUCAGCUGGACUCAUGACAGUCUUUUUCUGGCUUGUAUAUUAAAACGUGGCUCCUUGGUUUUACUGACGUGUCAAGGUGAAUUGCUAACAUUAAUUACGUUUGGUUGCUCCAUUGAAUUUGGGCCAGCAGAAUUUAUUCCUCUUCAUCCUCUAAUAACAUAUAGACCACAGCAUUUUCAAGAGUCAAAGAAUUCUGUAGAUUCAUCAGCUUCUGAUAAUGACCCUAUGAGACAGAAAUUUUCUGUAAACACACACUCACGGUUACCCUACCUCAUUGUUUCUGAUGGAUACAUGGUCACAACCCUUCGGUUUCUUGAUAAUCUGUCUCCAUCCAUGCUCAUGAGAUCACUACUACUUGACUCAACCCAGAGGCUUGAGAAAGCAUACCAAAGUGUGUUACAGUCUAAGCCAAAAGGCAAAGGGCUGAACUUACGAUCACUGGAUUCCCUAAGGUCUAGCCUGUUAAAACACCAAGGAAAUGAACGUCCAGCUGAUUCCACUGUCCCUAGGUUUUUGCAGGCAAACGAAAUAGGGACGGUGAAUGAAGAGACGGCAGAUUGUCAGGAUUUUGAAGCAGAGGAAACAAAUGAAGGCAAAUAUUUUUCAAACCAGUUAUUUACCUUUUCAAAAAAAAAGAAUGAUGUGCUAUUUAGUAGUGUCAAGGAAGGAAGAUUGGAGUUUGCAUCUAUGUUUGAUACAAUACAUGCAAAGGAUGAUGCCAAGGAGGCAGACAGAUCCAUUACAGAACUGCAUUCCAUCCAGAAAAAUCUACUUGCAGCAUGGACAAUAGGAAUUUCAAAAGAUGUGACAGAAAAAAAUUUAAUGUUAAAUUAUACAGUGGUUUGUAUCACUCAUUUUUUCUACAUUCUUCAGUUUGUAAAAAGUCCUUUACCUAAACUUGAUCCUUUUUCAAGUGAGAACUCAAGACAGAACACAUGGGUACUUGGUACCUUUCAAUUUUUUCUUCAGUGUUUAUCAAUCCAGUACUGGGAUGUGAGAUACAGACAAGAUGUGGGAUAUUUGAUAAAGCUGACCUCAAAUACUCUAAGACUUUUGCUGGAUCAGCAACAGAAGGGUCACUUAUUCUCAGAGAAACUUUUAGCCUGUUUUUAUUUACUCAGAAUGGUAACCGACAGUUUAAAUGGUAUAUACAGUCUUCAGCCUGAAGUUACUUCAGCAUCAGCUGAUGGAAGUAGAGCAGCAGAUCAAGAUGCACUGGUGGUGCCUGUCUUUCAAAUGUUUCAAGAAUGUAGCCCUGAUGGAAACUGGUCAUGGAAGUCAUCUUUCAAGAUUCAUCCUCAAGUAACGAGUCUUGUUCACCAGCCAGGACAUAGAUUGAUUGUUCUCUGGAGAUUGUUGUACCAAAAAACUCUAUGGUAUCAAACACAGUUAGGUCGAAGAGUUCCAGAAGGUUACAUACAGUUCACUGAAAAGAUGGCACACGAAGCAUCUACUGUCAAGUUCUUGUUGUGUCAUAUACAGGCCAACUUACAGACUGCUGGAGACUGCUUGAACCAAACCUUAGAACUGAAACCUAUCAAUGGAGAAGAGUGUUUCCUGUUAGGCUCAUAUGAAGAGUCUGUUGAGUUGUGGAAGCAGGCGCUACAAGAAACUCAAGAGAAAGGAGGAAGAAGGACAUGUUUUCUUCAGACACGCUAUUAUCUUUCUCUCUUAUACUGCUACCUCUAUAGUUAUAAUUUAAAUGAUGCUCAAGGAUUAUGCGAUCUGCUAGUAAGGGAAAUACUGAGAUGGUCCCAACUACCUGUAAAAGAACAUGAAGAUUGUCCAGUUCCUGAGACGUCUCACUCUGAGUUUGGAAUGGCUGGGUGCGUCCAUCCGGAGGCAGCAGUCAGAGUUGUCCAGGCCAUGGCUCGCUUCAUGACUGCCUAUUUCACCAAUCAGCUGCUUUGCAUUUUGCCACCUCACAAUGUGAAUAUUCUUCCUCCACUGCAUGUGAAAACAGAUCAGUCCCUUCGGCUUAUUCCUCUGCAACACUCUAAGGUGGCAAGUGCUGUUAGAGAUCAGAAUCUCUCCAAUGUGUGGACUGUUGAAUAUGCCCUUGAAUUACUAUUUAUUGGUGGCCUGAUUCCAGAGGCAGUAUGGUUGGCACAUAAACUUGGAGACUGGAAGACAUCUGUGUCAAUUGGUGUGGCUUUCCAAUUUUUCUGUAAACGUGAUAGCAGUUUCAAGAGGUCUAAAAAAAAGGGUCUGAAUCUCCCAUUAAAUAUGGCUCCAGCACAGAUUUUCCAGGAAAAAUUGCAAUGUUUUUUGGGUCAGCCAGCCUCUGUGGAAACAAGAGACAAAAUCCGCUUAAAAUGUAAACAGUUUACAGAUCCCAUUGAAGAGGAAGAUGCAAACCUGCUAUUUGGUUCGGUGCAGGAAGUACUGAAAGCAUCAGUUAUGGCUGAUGCAGAUAUUCUUUCGGAGUCAUUUCAGCUUCUGAUGGACUCUGCCAAGGACUUCAGUAGGAGGCUGUGGGGGUUGGUUCCAGUCGGCUUGUAUCUUCCAGCUCCGCCGUUGUACUGUCCCCAGCCAGCUGUUCUUAGUGAAGAAGAUGGUGAUGAUCUUCUUCUAAAAGCUGAAAAAGAUAAUCGCCAAAAGGUGUCUGGCAUCCUGCAGCGUGUUCUCCUACUUUUCCGAGCCGCUCACUGUUCUGUUCCUGUGGCACAGUGGUAUAUCUUGCAGUUGAGGUGGGCACGAAAAGUCAUGCAGAAGAUUCGAAUGAAAGGGUCCCUACCUUCAUUGAGUCCUUUCCCUCAGUCCUUGCUUAAUUACUGUAAAGGAGGAAUAGCGUUCUUUAGACCAGGAGCAACUGGAGACCACAAGCUUGAUGACGUUUCCACCAAAGCAAUAGGUUGCUUCAGAGAACUUUGUGCUUUGUGUUGGAUGCUGCAUGUCCGUGAUAAGUUAUCCUUUAGUUGCAGACAGUUUCAGAAAGCAAGAGAAAAUGUGAAAGGAGGAAAGGACCUUGAAGUGGAGUUUGAUUCUUGUAUGGUUGAGCACUGUCUCAAUGCAGUGGACUGGGCUUAUAGAAUGCUGCCAUUCUCUCGUUUUUUUAAUAUUGAGGAACUUAUUCAGGAUAUAAUUUUGAGCCUUCUUGGAGAAUUGCCACCAAUCAGAAAGGUAGCUGAAAUAUUUGUGAAAGCCUUUCCCAAUCCUGAGGACAUAAGGGUUCCCUUAAGAGAAAAAUACCAUUCUCUUCAACAGAGACUCAGGCACUACGUUGUAAAAGGGCCCCAGACUGAGGAGAUGAUGUCUGUCAUCAUGCAUUCUAUCCAUAAAGUGAGGGUGAAAGCCCUAAAACGAGUACAGAGAAAUAUAGGUCCUUUUGAGAUGAAUAUAUGGGAACCAGCUGAAGAAGAAAAACCGGAAGAGACUGUAGGCUUGGACAGGUUUUCCCUGGGGACCAGCCUCAGCAGAAGCACACUUACAGAACUGGGGAGUUCUGUGGCUCACAGUGAUGCAGACACAGCAGAGACGUGCUCUGAAGCUUUGUCUAUUGAAGGAAAAAAUAGGGUGCAUAUUUCUCAGAGAAAUCCCCCCAGUCACAGGAAAUUAACAUUGACUGGUAAGCCUGGUGAUAAAAAGAAAACAAAUGAUCAGAAAGAAAACCCUAAAAGGAAAGAAGAUCAUGAAAAGUUACCACAAAAUGCGCUUCCUAUAAUAGGUGUUUGGGAAUUUGAACGUGAUGAUGAUGAAUAUAUUAAAUUCCUUGAUCUCUUCUUGAGUUAUGUUCUUGAAAGAGACCUACUUAGUUCCAGGAAUCCUAGCAUUCCAUUUCUCACCAGCUUUUCUGGACAACUUAGAGAACAUGAACUGAAUUCUUUACUUUUUGAUGUACAUACAACUUUAAAACGACGUCAGGGCAAAACCAAGAGCCAAAGUGUGUUUAGAGCUGGAUCUUGCUUUGUUGUUAUUCCUGAGUGUCAUGAUUCUGAGAAAUCGUCCUUGUUAAAUGAUGAAGGUGCCAUUGGUCUAGAAAACCAGGCACUUUCAACUUCAGUACUGGUUAAUCAAAGGAUCAGGACUUUUUUAGAGAACUCUUUAAAUGAAGUCAGUAAAAAUGAAGGGAAGAAUGGAUUAUUUGGUUUAAAACAAAAGCCAGUGUACAGAAUGCAAGCUGAUAAUCGAGAGAAACCUCAGAUCCAGAGAUCAUCACACCUAUUUCAGACUCCUGAGUCUACCAAAACUAAAAGAUACCUUUUCAGAGCAAUUCACUGUGGUGAUAUUAACCCUCAAGAAGACCUUCCUCUGGCGGUAAACGACACAUUUGGCCAUAUAGGAAGAUUGCUGGAGUGGAUGAUAAGAUGGUCUGACAGACGACUGCUCUGUGAUUCUGGUACGACCGAGUCAGCCUGUGGGUACAGCCCAGUAAUUCGUGUAAAGACCUCUUCAGCUGCCAUUCUUACUUCAUUAUGGCUUUUGGAACAGCCUUAUUUUGCUACAUACAAGGCAAAAAAGGCCAUUAUUAAGGUGCUAGAGAAUCAUUCCACUGGGUCUCAGACUGGACCUGGUACUGGGAGGGAGCUUGAAACAGAUGGUCGCUGUUCAGUUGCAGCUCGAGGUGGGACUGAGCAGAGAAAUGAGAAGCAGUCUUGUCAAAGUAUCUUGAAAAAUGCAACUGAAGCAGAAACCCCUGCAAUAAAAGAAACAAGUGAUGAGUUUAUUCCUAUGACUUCUAACACUGAAGAAGAACAUGUAUAUAUCAGUGAGGAUGUAUUAGGAGUGGAAACAUUUACACAAGAGGAAAUGGAUGUUCACUUAUCAGACUGUGAAGAAGAUGCCAAAGAACCUGAAGGAAGUCUCAGAAGUCCCAACAUUGCCAUUUGCAUGCGAAAUUUGCCACAGAAGUUAGAAGAACAUUUCACAAAAGUGGCCCAGUUUCCAAGGGAAGAACCAUUGGAAACAAAUAAGGAGAACAAACCAGCUGAACAAGAAAGUAUGAUCGAAGUCCUCUCAAGCCCUGAACAUGCCAUUUCUCCAAGUUUCAGUGCAGAUACAAAUUCAGAAAUGUCUAGUGCACAGAUUUCUGCAUUUAAAGAUAAGUCUCUCCCGUUUCCACCUCCGGUACCGAGUGGAGUCAGUGUUGCUUCAGAAACACCUGUUCCAGUUCCUCAGACGACACAGCGGAGUGAACACACUGUUCAGUUACCAGAUUCUUCAGAUUCUGUUAGGCAGAUGCUCCAGGAUGAAAUGUUUAAAUUAGUUCAGCUACAACAGAUCAACUUCAUGAGCUUAAUGCAAAUAGUAGGAUCAUCCUUUGCUAACCUACCAGAUAUACAACAACUUGUACAGCAGUCUCAGUCUCUGCAUUUCCGGGGAAGCCAAGUAUUGAACCCCACAAACGGGAGCGAUUGUGUUGAAGAGAACAGUAGAAAUCUUAAGGAGAGGAUUUUUAUUAAGCCACAGUUCAUGGGAGAGUACAACAGAGAGCCUGGCAGGGACAGCCCACACUGCCAAGAAGGAAUUACCCAAUCUGAUCAAAAAAGCAAUGGGAAUUUACAGAAUGUUCCACAAGGGAGUAUUCCUUCACAUCAUUUAGGCAGCCAGUCCCAGAAGAGAAAACUGACUCCAGCAUCUGAAAGCUUACCACCCACUGGGUUUUCUCUAGCCCCUGCUGAAAAUACUCACCUGUACCUUUUGUCCACCCCUUCUGCUCUUCAGAAGACACCUAGACUCAUCCCACUUGCAAAAUCUUUUAGUCCUGGUGAUGGUUUUCCUUUGCUUCAGUUUCAGCCUAAGCAAGAGUUCAAGCCCCCUUAUUUACAUACAGGAAGAGUUCCACCAGUUCCAUUCAGGCCUCUGGCCCAACCACGAGAGGCUUGGGGAUUCUCCGAUUCCUCCCAGCCUCCUCUGCCCCAGAAAAUAGUGCACACUACUGCAGUAUCUCAUGUGAAUGGAAGCCAGCACAAUAUGGAAGCCAUAACAGAAGCUGCUGAGCAGAAGAAAUGGGCAGAAACUGUGAUUACAGAGGUCCCUAAGCAUGUGAACCUGGGUCAGGAUGUCAGCCUAGAAAACUUGACACCUCAACAGGACUCUUCAGUAUUUGCAAAUCCAGAAAAAACACUUAAUAUUAAAUCUGGGCUCCUGGAGAUACCUCCUCAGAAUUCCCUUGGACUUCCCUUAUUACACCUGCAACUUAAACCUCCUUUGAUAGUUCCACCAGCCUCAAGAACAUCAGUUACAGCUCCUGCAGUACCCAUCCGGGCUGUUGCAGAAGAAAGAAAACACUCAGGACUAUCAUUACUUCAUUCCUGUCUAUCUCCAGAAACUGUGUGUAAGAAGCCGCAACUUAUCCCACUUGAAAACCUCCUUGCCUUUAAAAAAAGCCAGAAGAAACUGACGCUUAGUUUAUUUGAACAAGGUGAUUCUGCACACCUGCAGCUUCUAAAGGCUGAAAUUGAAUCAUCUGAAGUAAGACAAGUAAAAGACAGUAAAAAAAGGCAAAGACGUCGAGCUGUGAAAGAGCUGCAAGCAAAAAGUUCUGAGAAAUUAAAAAGAAAAUCUGGUGUCACUUUCCGGCCAGAGGAUUCUAUCAUUAAUAGUGAUGAUCCCGAAGUUGUUAUGAAACCCAAGGAACCACAGGAACAUCUUGCUCCCCAGCCUUUGGAAGAGUUUGACAUUCCUUUUGAAAUGCUGCAAGAUGAUGUUACUACUUCAGCUGGACUGCAUUUCAUGGCUUCUGUAAGAAAGAAAGCUAUAGGAAGUCACGAUGCAAGUACAAAUACAGACCCAGUUCCUAAUUUAUUACAAGACAAGGAAGCUACUUCUCAACUAGCUGUUUCUGAAUGUGGAAAAAAUCAACAAAUCAUUUCUUCCUCUCCAGAACAUCAGCCUUCGAAAGUUCCUCAGCAGUUGGUUCCAGAUGUAUGUCUAAACCUCAGACGUUCCACAGAAAUACCAGAGACAGCUUUGUCACCUUCAGCACUUCAUACGACUGGCCACUCUUACAUAAAGGUGAUUGACAUUCAAGCUGAUGAUCUCCAGGAAUCACCUGUUGUGGAAGAGUCUCCCCCUGACAGUGGUAGCAGAGCGCAGAGCGACCACAGGGAAGCCCCAUCAUCUGCAGAGUUACAUUAUCUUGCUGCUUCAGUUACUAAUUCUGUUCCCCCACACAAGUUUAACAGUCAAGACUGUGCCAGUUCUGCUGUGGAUUUACCUAAACCUGCUAAAGGGACUCUAGCCUGUCUGGAAGGAAAAGGUUGGAGAGCAGACAUUUCAGAAGUGGAGGAGCCUGAAGUUUGCUCACCUGUGCCACCAGUCAGGCUGCAGGAUAGAGAUCUGCCCAAACCAGAGUUCCAAUUCAAAGAACAGAGCACGGAGUCGGACUCUAUGGAAGAUUAUCUGCUGGGGAGACUCCUGCAGGACGUCUCUGCACCUCGCCCUGCUCCAGGCCCUGCCGCUUGCCGCCUGGAACAUCUCACCUCUAAGCUGCAGGAGAUUGACCGACAGCUGCUAGCAGUGCAGAACAUCGCUGGAAGCAUAGAGCAGGAUUUCCCCAGCCCUGAAAUGCUGAACCUGCCUAGUAACAAGUUUGGACAGGUGGAUCAUGAGGAAUUGUCUCCUGGCUCUGAAAUUGAAAAACCAUUAGCUUCAAAAACCAUCAGCAUUUCUGAAGAAGUGCAUGUCCUGACUCAUGUGGAUGGGGAAGAUCAGAGUGACAAGAUUUCAGAAGCUGAAUUUUCAGUAACAGAAAAUCGUUCUCAUCAGAAAACCUGUGUAUUUCCUUCUGCUGAUUCAGCUGUCAGCCUUUGCAGUGGCCAGAACACUGCUUCUCCUGGUGCAAAUAACAGUGAUGAAUUAUUUGAAAGUGCUUCAGUCGAUGCACUCCAGGUGGCUGGCCUGACUGACAUUGCAGACAUUAUUGAUGAUCUGAUAACCGGCGGUGGAGUUUCCAGUGAAGAGCUUGGCUUAACAGAACAACAAGCUAAGAGUAUCUCCAGGAUUCAGCGUUGUUCUGGCAGGCGUCCACAAAGAACUGAGAGAGAGAGGAGAGAGAUUCAAGUGUGGAUGAAAAGAAAACGGAAAGAAAGAAUGGCAGAGUACUUAAAUCAGCUGGCAGAAAAGAGAGGGCAAGAACAUGACCCUUUCUGCCCCAGAAGCAAUCCGUUUUAUAUGACUUCAAGGGAAAUCCGGCUGAGACAAAAGAUGAAGCAUGAAAAAGACAGAUUGCUGCUGUGUGACCACUACAGUCGUCGAAUCUCACAGGCGUACAGUCUAAUGAAUGAACUGUUAUCUGAAUCAGCUCAACUACCAGGACCCACACAGAAACCAUUGCCUUCCAAACCCAGCACUGUUCAGUCUCCCAGAUGGCAACAUUGCCCUUCUCCAAGAAGAGAGACUCAGCAUGGUCACAAUUGUCCAGUAAAUUGGCCUGGAAAAGCCAGAUACACAAGGAAGCCAAGCUGUACCAAUAAGGGGCAACCAUUUGAGCAACCUCAAAGCUCACGUUGGCCACAUGGAACUACCACUUUUACCAUACAGAGAAAAGCUGGUGGAGCCAGAGUGGCAGGAAGAAAGGCUGUGAGGUCUCCAGUUACCUUCCGAACAGGUUCUAAUGAUCCAUGUCAUAGUCGGCAACAUACAAAAAAACAAGGAAGUGCUGGGCUUGUGCCUCAAACAAAGGAGGUGUGUAUAGAGUAUGAGAGAGAGGAGACAGUGGUGAGUCCCUGGACGUUACCCUCAGAAAUCCAUGAGAUUCUGCAUAGGAGGCACAGUUUCCUUUCACAAGACUUGUCACCGACUGGAGAGGCAGAGCCAGAGCUCCCCGCCGGGCUGAGCGGCACGGACAGCGCCUCUGAGAGCACCGGCAGCCUCCUCAGCAAGCUCGACUGGAACGCCGUCGCGGACAUGGUUGCCAGCGUGGAGGAGAAGGGCCUGGCUGUCCACUGGGCCCCAGACUUGUGAGGACGGACGGGCGGGCCAGCAUCUCAGUGAUGUGAUGCUAAGAGAUUUAGGGGUUUAAGGGAGAGCAGCAAUGAAGGAAGCAACACGAAUUUGCCACCAACAGCCAUCAGCUACUUCAAAAGGGAUAAUAAACAUUUCUCACUAGUUUUGCCUAUACAGGAAAAGCAAAGGUUAACUCAA
Oryctolagus cuniculus (rabbit) is the source of this 11093-nucleotide messenger RNA. The record is from RefSeq and is a predicted model, not a curated record. Lineage: Eukaryota; Metazoa; Chordata; Mammalia; Lagomorpha; Leporidae.